Molecule: messenger RNA, 1413 nt
Organism: Cuscuta epithymum
Lineage: Eukaryota; Viridiplantae; Streptophyta; Magnoliopsida; Solanales; Convolvulaceae
Source: the annotation of a GenBank genome assembly
UUUUUUAGGGAGUAUUUAUAGUGUGUAUGUGUGUAUAAAAUGUGUUUAACAAUAGACUUUUUGUUUACAAAAAAGAUAAGGAGUGACCAAUAAGAAGACACUGCUACGUACUCCGUAUAUGAUACGCAGCACAUCCCAAAUUAUUUACACGUUCACACAAUCAUUUCCCUCUACCUGAACUGAACCGCGCUUGACUUUGAAUUUGCCGGCUGCAAUGGAGAGCAAGGUGCUACCCCCCAUCGAUCGGCCUACUGUGAUGGUAACGAAUGACGAUGGAAUGGACGCUCCAGGCUUGAGAGCUCUUGUUCGUGUCCUUAUAUCUACCAAUCGGUUCAACGUCCUUGUUUGCGCUCCUGACUCGGAAAAGUCAGCAGUUAGUAAUAGCAUCACAUGGCGUAAUGCCAUCCCUGUCAAGCGAGUGGAAAUUAGUGGUGCAACAGCCUUUGCAGUUGGUGGAACUCCAGCAGAUUGCACUUCGCUGGGAAUAUCUAAAGCUCUCUUCUCUUCAGUUCCUGAUUUGGUUAUCAGUGGUAUUAAUAUGGGCAGCAAUUGUGGUUAUCACAUCAUAUACUCGGGGACAGUUGCUGGUGCCCGAGAGGCUUUCUUCAAUAAUAUUCCCUCUGUUUCUUUUUCAUAUGACUGGGUUGGUGGGAAGAGCAAUGUUAAUGACUUUACACUAGCUGCUGAGGCUUGCAUACCCAUAAUUACUGCAAUAAUGGCUGAAGUUGGGAAUAGAACUUAUCCAAUAAAUUGUUUUUUGAAUGUAGACGUUCCAACAGAUGUUCUGAAUCACAAGGGUUAUCGGCUUACUAAGCAAGGAAAAAGUUUCGUCAAAUUGGGAUGGAAACAAAUUACCUCUGAAACACAAGGUGGGAAAAUGCUAUCAACAAUGACUAUGGAUCAGAAUUCAACAACAAGUGUAGAACCAAGUGAUUUGAGCACACAAAAUGAUAGUCUUAUAUUCCAAAGAGAAGUCAGGGAAGCACAGAUUGAUACUGAUGAUGCAGACUACUAUUAUCUUCAACAAGGAUAUAUAACUGUAACCCCUCUUGGCGCUUUAUCUAAUGCUGAAAUAGAUGGGGUGGAGUUCUUCAAAGAAUGGUUGCCUAGUGUGAGCGAAUCAUCUUUUUCUAAAAUGUGAUGUUUAAGUUAGCUGCGAGUACGAAAACCAAUUAUCCAGGACAUAAUGAUAUCAAAGGAACUGGAAAAUAGCCUUGAUUAUGUUUUUUUAAAUUCUUAGGGUCAUAUGAUUGAAUAUUCGAUCUGUAGUAUAUUAUUGAGAUACAUUGAGCUUGAAUUUCCUUGUAUGUAUAAAAUUGACAUUAUGGUUCUUUGGGAUUUGCUGUAAGAUAUAAUGCAGCGAAAACAUGUUAUAUACUCCCUCCAUCUCUAAAUUAUUGGCCAGUUUCACUG